UUUUAACAAAGAUUUCUUAUUGUGAAGCACCAUCCAGGCGAGUGCCCGUGGUGUGGUGAGUUGCCUGUGGAUACGCGUCUCAUGAACUGCCUGCCUGAAUCAGCUGACCCACGGCACGGUUUUCCAGAUACACAUGCCUGUUCAAGCUGCACACUGUGAUCCAGCCAGCGACACUCAACUCCACAAUCAGCACAAACAAAGGGGAAUGCAGGACAUUUUGAGAAGUGGAGAGUGAACGUGCAGCAGCAGGUCUACUUAGGGCAUGAUGCCUGUUUAUAUGAAAAUUAGAUGCAUUUAGGGAAAUAAAACAUUUACUAUACAGGACCACUAUUACAUACGGUAAUGCCAAUUCUGUGCCAGUCUGUAAUCUCAGUUCCAUUCCAUAAUAAUUUACAACGAUUACAUCUUGAGCAGAUUGGGAAAAGAAUGGUUUUGUAAAACAUUAGCGUCAACAUAUCCUACUGUAAUGUGAAAUGAAAUGACAAGAUGCCAGUAGUUACUCAUGAAAAGGAUGAUCAACAACAUAAUAUAGAAACAAAAAUGAUUAAAAGCUGCAAUGUGAGGUACAAUAGAGGAUGGUGGUUUUCAAAGUGAGGUCUGGGGACCUCGAGAUGCUUCCAGGGGGUCCUCAGUAAAAUAGGUAAUCAUUUCAUUUCACUAUAACUAAUUACAAAUAGUUGACAUAAUAACAAGAAUAUUUUUUCAAAUGUUGAUCAGGGUAUUUUAACAUAAUAAUCCCAUCACUUUGAAUUUAUUUCUCAAAAUGUCGUACUAUGAAACAUAAUAUCUUUUGAUAGGGUUUCCAGGGCAAAAUAAUUUCAAAUGUGAGGCUGCAGUUUAGUGAAAGUCAGCUUGCUGCUCCAGAACAUGAAUGGGUUUGAAUGCUGCUGGUACAGGACUCAUAACAGAGCUUCAGUGCAUGACAUGUAUUUGAGAAUCCAGUGCACAUGACUCUGUGUGGGAUGCAAACUAGGUAAUGCCCACACAUGAGGUAUGUGCAGAUUAAAAUACACAUAGCCUCUUUGACCUAAUCUGUGUCAUACUUUAAGGGCAAGAUUCAUUUGAGCCUUAUCAGACACAUGGUGGUUUGGUGUGUGUGCAGUGAAUGAGGGGGAUUUUUGAGAAGACUGAUAGCAUUGUCAGGCAAAUUGAGGCCUGUGAUGCGUGUUUGGUUGCGUAACAAUCAUUGAUGGUGUGUUUACACAUGCAAGAGAGGGAAAGUGAAUAAAGGGCCUCUUUAGCGCUGCAGCAACAAUUGCGCUCUGUCCACAUAAUCAAGUUCACUGAUGGGCUUUCCCAUUGCUACUGACAGCAGGAAACCAGGGAACAGCUUGAUAUUCAGAAGGUAGGAGGUAACUUCCAGGAACAGCGCAGAAUGUUGAAUUUACUAGAAUUUAGUCAAUAUGAAACAAAAGAAGACCCUUUAUCAGGUGCACACUUUGCUGACAGUGGAUGAUGACAUGUAUAUCGGGUUGAGACCAGUCAAUGUUCUCCUGACCUUCAUUAUGUGAUUUUUACUUAGAUGUUCCCUAACAUUUAGGGCCACAGACAUGGUGAAAAUGGGUUUACUAAUUUAAAGUCUACACUAAUAACUUCAACCUUUGCCUGAUGUGAGUGUCUCUGAAGCAAUCCCAGGGACUCCUCUUUCCUUUGUACAUUUUUCAUGGAAAUGUGUGAAGUUUUCCAAUAGACUUCAGUGGAUCUGAGGAGAAAUAAUGCAAAUGAAGGCAUUUAUCAGACAAACAUUUACCCCCGCCAUGUGAUCAUGAUCUCAUGUGACAAGGGGGGCCCUAGAUAGAGAGAAAAGGGGUUAGACUGAAUAAUGAGAGGAGGGAUUGGGAAGAGUGUGUGUGAGUCGAAACAGAAACGGCAGUGGGAGCAACAGGCAGUACCAGAGAUUCAUGCAGCAGAAGCUGGCAUACAAUGAAGGACAGGGUAAAGCUACCCCACAGUAAAAGCACAGCUUCAGGACGAGUGCCACAAUGAAUUUGACAGAAGGACUCUCCGCAGGAAAACCUAGCUUCAAUGCUUCAGGCGACAUCUUUCUCAAUGGGAGUACAGGAGGAACCAUAUCAAACAUUUUGGCCCUGGCCCUGAAGUGUGACAUGAACCUAAGCAUUCUGAUGACCACAUGCUCCACUUUUGCAGCCCUGGGUAUGACGCCUUUGCUGCUCUUCAUCUACUCCCAAGGCUUUAACAAUCUGCAAAGAGCUGUGCCGUUUACCUCCAUUGCCAUCAUUCUUGCUGCAACUGUGACACCAUGUGCCAUGGGCAUCACCAUCAAUCACUACAAACCAAAAUAUUCACCAUACAUUCUCAAGGGUGGUCUCUUCAUCUCGCUCAUCUCCUUUGCAAUAAUUAUCAUCAUAAGCUACAUCUCCAUUGGAGGGUUAAUGUGGGUGGUCUUCUCACCCCAACUUAUUAGCAUGGCUAUGCUGAUGCCACUGAUCGGCUUCACACUUGGAUAUGCCCUGUCUACUGUCUUAAAACUCAAUCACCAAUGCAGAAAGACUGUCUCCAUGGAGACAGGGUGUCAGAGUGUCCAAUUGUGUGGUGCCAUCUUGAAGCUAGCCUUUCCCCCUGAGGUCAUUGGAGCCUUGUUUCUCUUCCCCUUACUCUACCUAACAUUCCAGCUAGGAGAGGGCCUUCUUUUGGUCGUGCUCUUCAGAUGUCACCAAACACUCAAACCACCAGCGGAGGAAACAAAGGUAAACCAGAGUGUUGAUGGUAAAGUGAUGGAAGUGACAGAAGUUGAGAGCCAGGAUUGGGGAGGAUGAAGGACAACAAACCAACUGGGCAUCACAGACCAGACCAGCACUGGAGAGGGAAACCAAGGAAGAGCAGAAUCCUGAAUUAAUUUUAUUACACUGGCUUUACACAAUGCAACUUCCAUGCCAUUCCAUGCAACUUCCAGCUACAGGUUGCAAAUGAAACUUUUACUGUUGCUAUGUGACCAAAAUCAUCCAGAACAUUCCAAAUGAUGACCCAAACCCGAGUCAGGGUUUUCUUUGAUGGUUCUCCCAAGGAACUCCAAUGCAACCAAGUUGCGCGCAUCAAGCCAGCCUUCUGUUGGAACCAAACAAAACCCUCUCUAUCUCACUCACUGUAUUAUAUAAAUGUUCCUCACUCAUUCCUCUGAUACUGAAAGAAUGAAAACAUAAAAUAGCUGUAUUUAGUAAGCAAUAUGCAUUGCCUAUCACUUUUAAAAUCAUCUUUAGUUUCUCUUAUUAACCAUCUAGAAUUUAAAGUAAUUAAAUUGAAGAACUUUAAUGAUUAAAAUGUAUAAAAGCUGCAUUUUUAUAUUAAAAACAAUCAAGUCCUACACUAAAAUAUUAUGCUGUGCAUUUUAUUACUAAAUGUAAGCACUCACUUUAGUGAAAAAGAAAUGAAACAUCAGUUCCAUAAAAUCACAGUAACAUGUUUUCAUGUGUUCUUUAUGUGAAUGGAUAUUUGUACUAUUAAAUAUUCAUUUUGAUGAUAAACAA
Myripristis murdjan (pinecone soldierfish) is the source of this 3485-nucleotide messenger RNA. Its product is annotated as sodium/bile acid cotransporter-like. Gene Ontology annotation, cellular component: membrane. The transcript has 7 exons. The record is from RefSeq and is a predicted model, not a curated record. Gene Ontology annotation, biological process: bile acid and bile salt transport. Gene Ontology annotation, molecular function: bile acid:sodium symporter activity. Bases 1983 to 2777 code for a protein of 264 amino acids. NCBI's taxonomy places the organism in Eukaryota, Metazoa, Chordata, Actinopteri, Holocentriformes, Holocentridae.